Prunus armeniaca (apricot) is the source of this 822-nucleotide messenger RNA. The record is from the annotation of a GenBank genome assembly. Lineage: Eukaryota; Viridiplantae; Streptophyta; Magnoliopsida; Rosales; Rosaceae.
AUGAACAAGUUGCCAUGGCAGUGGGUUUGCUCGAUCUACCAAGCCAAGGCCGCCGCUGUGGUUCAUAAGUUGGCCGUGGCCCGAAUGUGGAUAGACAUAGGCGUUCUCGGGAUAAGAAUCUUUUGGAAGAUUACUUUAUCCCAAAUUAUGUGUACUCUAAUGUUGAUUUUCGAGGGCGAUGUGGAUGAGAUUGCUAGGAUGGGGAAGUCUACUACUCUAGAGAGCUUGGUCAGAUUCUGUGAUGCAAUCGAAACUCUCUACACUAGGGACUACCUCCGUAAACCUACGCCUAGGGACCUCCAAAGGUUUCUACAGAAAGCCGAAGCUCGAGGUUUUCCAAGCAUAAUUGGAAGCAUUGAUUCUAUGCAUUGGCAAUGGAAGAAUUGCCCAACUGCCGGGCAAGGAGAUUAUAGAAAUAGGAAAGGGCAAAAAAGUCAAUCCCCGAUAUUCAACGAUGUCUUGAGAGGUGAAGUCCGAAUAUCACAUGAAAUCAACAGUAUCACAACAUCUACCCGAGGUGGACCACAUUUGUCAAAUCAAUUCCGCAUCCCCGAUCCAAGAAGGAAAAAUUACUUUUUGCCUAUCAAGAGGGUUAUAGGAAAGAUGUUGAAAGGUGUUUUGAUAUCCUCCAAGCUCGAUGAGCGAUUAUUAGGGGUGCUGCGUGAUAAGUAUGAUUAUGAUGCUCUAGACGUGUUUGAAUCAGAUCCCAUGAACACAAUCUUGACAAGAAUUUAUGAAAAUCCCAUGUGCUCAAAUGGACAACCACUGGAGUAUGAACUGUUGGUUAGGGACGGUCAUUUCAUGAACCCUAUGAUUGAUUGA